Messenger RNA from Verticillium nonalfalfae, 1479 nucleotides. RefSeq lists its product as uncharacterized. The record is from RefSeq and is a predicted model, not a curated record. Gene Ontology annotation, biological process: carbohydrate metabolic process. Bases 1 to 1479 code for a protein of 492 amino acids. Gene Ontology annotation, molecular function: hydrolase activity, hydrolyzing O-glycosyl compounds; cellulose binding. Gene Ontology annotation, cellular component: extracellular region. The transcript has 3 exons. Lineage: Eukaryota; Fungi; Ascomycota; Sordariomycetes; Glomerellales; Plectosphaerellaceae.
AUGCGUUCCUCCAUUCUCGCUCUGGCCCUGGCCCUCGCCGGCCAGCAGGUCGCUGCGCAGGUGCCUGCCGGCUUCGCCACGACCAAGGGCAACAAGUUCCAGGUCGACGGCAAGGAUUUCAUCUUCGCCGGUAGCAACGCCUACUACUGGCCCUUCAAUGUGUGGGGCACCGACCACUACUCGGACGUCGUCGUCGGCAUGGACGCCGCUCUCGACGCUGGCCUCAAGGUCAUCCGAACCUGGGCCUUCCACGACCAGAACGCCACGACCAUCUCUGGUGGCCUGCCCCGCUACGGCACCGGAGGUGAGGCGACCAUCUUCCAGAAGUUCAACGCCGAUGGAACCGUCACCAUCGACCUCAAGCUUCUCGACAUUGUCGUCAAGGCUGCCGAGGACACUGGCAUCAAGCUGAUCCUGGCCCUCACCAACAACUGGGCCGACUACGGCGGCAUGGAUGUUUACACCGUCAACCGCGGCGGCCGCUACCACGACGAUUUCUACCGUCUGCCCGCCAUCAAGACGGCCUUCAAGAACUACGUCUCCACCGUCGUCGGCCGCUACAAGAACUCCCCGGCCAUCUUUGCCUGGGAGGUGGCCAACGAGGCCCGCUGCGGCGCCGAUGGCACCCGCAACCUGCCCCGCGGCCCGGCCUGCACGACCGACCUGAUCAUCGACUGGCUCGACGAGAUGUCGACGUACAUCAAGUCCAUUGACGCCAACCAUCUCGUGACCACUGGUACCGAGGGCCACUUCAACCGCGCCUCCUCCGACUGGGCGUACAACGGCUCCGACGGCAACGACUUUGACGCCGAGCUCGAGCUCCCCAACGUCGACUUUGGCACCUUCCACUCGUACCCCGACUGGUGGUCCAAGACGCCCGCCUGGACCGAUACCUGGAUCGUCGACCACGCCGUCGCCGCCCGCGCCGCCGGCAAGCCCGUCAUCCACGAGGAGUACGGCUGGCUCACGCCCUCGAAGCGCCAGGAGUACCUCGGCCAGACCAGCCCCUUCGGCCGCGUCGAGGUCCUCUCGCGCUGGCAGGACAUUUCCCUGCGCGAGGAGAUGCCCGACCUCUACUGGCAGUUUGGCUUUGGCGGCUACUCGUACGGCAAGAACCACGACGACGGCUUCACCAUCUACCUCGAGGACGCCGAGGCCCAGCCCCUCGUCUUCCAGCACGCCGCCCGCGUCAACGCCCUCUACGGCAGCCCCCAGCCCACGACCACCGUCGCCCCGCCGGCGCCCACGACCACGAGCCGGCCCGCUACCACCAGCACCUCGAGGCCCGCUACCACCAGCACCUCCAGGCCUGCUACCACGACCAGCACCGUCGCCCCGCCCACCACCACCACGGCGCCCGCCGGCCCGACCCAGGUCCGCUGGGGCCAGUGCGGCGGCCAGGGCUGGACCGGCCCCAAGGUCUGCGCUGCGCCGUACACGUGCCAGGCGCAGAACGCUUGGUACUCGCAGUGCCUUUAA